UCGAAUCAUUUGACUCGUCUGUAAUCGGAAGAUCAAUGUACCGGGUGUUGAUAACGCGACGCGAUAUUCGGUGUUUUCGAGUGAUGUGGUGAAUUCAUUGUAUAAUGAAUAGUGUUUCUGUAUACUUGUUAGUACAUUGUGAAAAAAUAAAGUAAAAAUUCGUAUGCUUAAAAAGCACAUGCUGAAUUAGCAACUAUCAUCAGACGCACGGCAUAACAGAAGAUCGGUCAUAACGGCUUACAGAAGAUAGAACAACAUAAGGCGGCAAAAAUGACGGAGGAAAAAGUUAAACCACAUCCCGAUCCGGUGGCGCCGCAAUUCGUGGCCAGUGAUUUCAAUUCCACCACAAAGCUAGCAGACAACCAAAUAGACGAUGAUGACUACAAUCCAUUUGAGCAUCGCCAAAUCGACAAACCAAAUAGUACAAGCGGCUCUCUUAUCCACUUACUCAAAAGUUCCUUGGGCACCGGUAUUCUGGCUAUGCCGGUGGCCUUCAAAAACGCUGGUCUCCUUUUCGGUGCCAUCGGUACGGUGAUAAUAGGUCUAAUCUGCACACAUUGCGUUCAUAUUCUGGUCAAAACCUCACAUCAGGUGUGUCAAAGGACGCGGAUACCGGUGCUCGGCUUUGCGGAAACCGCAGAACGUGUCUUCCAGUAUGGACCCGUCAAGCUGCGGCGGAUGGCUAACUUUUCAAAACUCUUCGUGGACUACGGUCUCAUGGCCACGUACUUCAGUGCGGGAUGCGUCUACAUCGUGUUCAUCGGAAGUUCGCUCGAGAAGGUCAUCAACGUGGCCGCCGACCUGGACUGGAGCGUCCGAAUCUACAUCCUGCUGACGAUGAUCCCCAUCCUGUUGAUCGGUCAAAUUCGUACGCUCAAGUACCUAGUCCCGUUCUCGGCGCUGGCCAACCUGUUUAUCGUUGUGACCUUUGGCAUCACGCUGUACUACAUCUUCAAGGACCCACUGGUUUUCGACGAUAAACCAAACUUUGCGUCGUUUGCUACUCUCCCUCUGUUCUUCAGUACUGUCAUCUUCGCUAUGGAAGGCAUCGGCGUCGUCAUGCCCGUUGAGAAUUCCAUGGCUAAGCCGCAACACUUCCUCGGAUGUCCAGGAGUUCUGAACACCGCUAUGGGUACCGUCAUCACUCUGUAUGCUGUCAUCGGUUUCUUCGGAUACGUGCGGUAUGGAGAUAUUUCGGCCGGAAGUAUCACCCUGAACCUUCCAACUGAAGAUAUCUUGGCUAAGAUUGCUCAACUGUUGAUCGCUGCUGCGAUCCUGUUCACCUUUGGCUUGCAAUUCUAUGUCCCGAUGGACAUCCUGUGGAAGAAGAUCCACGACAAAAUCCCGAAAGACAAGCACAACUUCUCGCAGAUCGCCAUCCGGACAGGCAUUAUGAUCCUGAUGGGAGGAAUUGCACUGGCCGUCCCUGACUUAGAACCCUUCAUCGGACUGGUCGGUGCGGUCUUCUUCUCCAGUUUGGGUCUGCUGGUGCCGUGCGUCGUGGAAACUGUUUUCCUGUGGCCGAACGAGCUCGGAACGUUCAAGUGGAUCCUGAUCAAGAACGUCAUCUUCAGCGCGUUUUCGAUUUUCGCUCUGAUUUCCGGUUCGUUCGUCAGUAUCGAGGAAAUCGUCAAACUGUACACCAAUGAUGGUCACACUGAGUAGGAUAGGAUAUAGAGUAGAUUAGGUUAGCUCCGCGUUGUUAGAGCCGUUGUUAUGCCAUCUUACAUUAAGAUACUCCUGACGAAUGCGGUUGUCGCUUCGUAGAGGAUUGAUAUAGCUGUGCGAUUUUAUUUUGAAGAAACGAAACGUAUGAUUUCAUGAAAACGUAAUGCAGGGCCUUACACAGUGAUCUAGAAGUGUUGAAAAUGCAUCAGAAUUUUUGACAGUAUUUUACGCUGUAUAUAUUUAAAACAUCUUUAAUUUUAAACGCCUGUCCUAACUUAUUUAGGAGUAUGUUUGAAAAACAUAAUUCAAUAAAAUGACUAAACGAUUUUAA
Molecule: messenger RNA, 1999 nt
Organism: Aedes aegypti (yellow fever mosquito)
Lineage: Eukaryota; Metazoa; Arthropoda; Insecta; Diptera; Culicidae
Product: proton-coupled amino acid transporter-like protein pathetic
Exons: 8
Coding region: 271-1665 (464 amino acids)
Biological process (GO): amino acid transmembrane transport
Cellular component (GO): vacuolar membrane
Molecular function (GO): amino acid transmembrane transporter activity
Source: RefSeq, a predicted model, not a curated record